Messenger RNA from Glossina fuscipes, 4535 nucleotides. It is a transcript of the gene SIDL, whose product is annotated as trafficking protein particle complex subunit 10. Gene Ontology annotation, molecular function: protein binding. Gene Ontology annotation, cellular component: TRAPPII protein complex. The record is from RefSeq and is a predicted model, not a curated record. Gene Ontology annotation, biological process: intra-Golgi vesicle-mediated transport; early endosome to Golgi transport. The coding region runs from base 159 to 3554 and encodes 1131 amino acids. NCBI's taxonomy places the organism in Eukaryota, Metazoa, Arthropoda, Insecta, Diptera, Glossinidae. The transcript is spliced from 7 exons.
UCGGUUUUUUGCUUGUUUUGUAAAAUGCUUAGAAAUUGUUAUUAAAAAUUAAAAUUGUUCUUAUUGUUAACAGGGCUAAUCCAGGCGUUUAACAUAUUAAAAAAAAAUUAAACUCAGUAUUAAUUGCUGAAAAACGAAAAAAAAACUCCAAAAUAGUUAUGAACUUUAAGCCCACAAUCACUUAUUCUGGAGCUGCACCUUUGUUUCGCGCCUUAGAAUGCCAAAUAGUUGACGACAUUCCUUCGGAUCAAUGUGAAUGGAGGCGUACCUACCAAAGGCCUACAAAAUACGUGCGUUUAGAAGCACAGUUUCAGCCUCUCAAUGAGUCCUUGUUGGAAAAAUACAAAAAGGGGGUAUGGAGUAUAGUGGAACAUCCCAUCCUACAUAUAUAUGUGACGGAAUGUAACGAUUUAGACUGUUAUAAGAAAACAGCCCACGAAGAAAUCGAUAACUGGUUAAAGUUAUUGUACAGUUACGGUGUUACCGAUUGGAUGAUACUGUUGGUAGAAACUAUAGAUGUGCGUAAGACAAAAAAUCUUUUACAACGAACUACGGUUUUGGAUAAAAUUCGUACGGAUUUUGGUGCAAAAAAUGAUGAUCGUUGUAUAUCAGUACUGUAUUCAGCUAAACACAAGCCAACUGAAAGCUUCCGAUGCUUGGUGCAACGAAUACGAUUUCUUAUGCUUAGCAGUUAUAAUCGUAACAUUGCCAAAUAUGAAGAGCUUAUACGAUCCAAACGUGAAAAACGUAAUCAUGACAAUUGGGAUUUUCAUCAAUACUUCUUCAUGCAGGAGGAUUUAGCAUUACUUUUUGAAAAGCUUGAAUUGCAUACGGAAGCUUUAAUUCAGUACGACGAAUUGGAUGCUAUUUUUUCGCAGUUUCUUAAUACGGCUGGUCUUGGCGACAAACAUAAAUGGAUGGAAUGCUUUAAGAAACCUUUAACCUCUUUCUCAGGCAUCUGUUUACGACGAAGUGAACGUUUUGCUAUGCGAGAAAAAAUUCGAGCUGGAGCAGUUACGUUAUUGGAAUUUCGCAAUUAUUUAUUUGAGCGUCAAGCGUAUCUUUUGCAACAAAGCAAUGAUAUCUCUUGCAUAGCUAAGCGACUUUUGAAUUUUCUGUUUUCAACUCUGCGUGAAAUAGAGUUGGUGAAGCUAGAGUGCCAAGAAGGUGCGCUAGCUUGUUGGGAGUUUGUUUGCGCCCUGGAGGUGUUGCAGCUAUGUGAACGAACUAUGGAGCCCCAGGAAAUAACAUGUUUUCAAUAUUGUGCACCAAUUUGGAACUUGACUAAGGAUAAGUUAUACGAAUUGGGUAAAUUGUGUGGACUACUUCCAGGUUGUUCUCCUACGUCUGCUCAAUUACAUAUAGUGGUACAAUUGUCGGCCGGUAUAGGUGACAAUCCCAUUGAACCAGAGCACUUUUUAAAUCCUUUACCUCAGCAAAGAGAUCGAUCGCCAGGCCGAAAACAUCCUAAACCUGCUCCAGAACAGCUAAAGGAGGCGUUGAGUUCAAAUCAAGCUUUUCAAAAACUCUACUUGGAAUUGGCCGAAUUGGCUAUUAGCACAUACAAGCAUGUUUUACGUUUGCGAUCGGCUCGUUUAGUGGGUUUGGAUUUGGGUAAUUUUUAUUGCUCUUUAAAUGAACCGCACAAGGCCGUUGGUUUCUUCACCGACCUGUUACGUGAACUAAAGGCGGAGAAUUGGUCUACGCUAAGCUCGCAAACUUUGCUAGAAUUAGCCAAUUGUUAUCGAAAAAUGGGCGAUGCAAUGGCCUAUACGAAAACUUGUAGCGCCAUUUCAUGUUGCCUGGAGUUAGAAGUUCUAGUGCGCACAUUUUAUUUCGAUGAAUUUCUCAAAUCAUUAAAAACUCUUAAUUCCGUGCUGUCGGCCCAACCGUCUGUAGAAAAUGCUAAUUAUUGCAUGCUGGAAGAUAAUUUUCAGAUUUUAGCUAUUGAAGUGCUCAACGAGAAACCGAUAAUACAAGAUGAGUUUGUUCGCGUACAGUUGCAAUUGGAGAGCUUUUAUCCACGGGAAGUAAUUAUAGAUGAUUUGAAAUUAAGUUUUGAUCUUUUUGCUACACCAUUGCCAACCACUUCGAGUGGAAAUAAUAACGAUAAACAGAAAUUCUGCUUGCAAUUGCAAUACAAGCAGGAUAACACAUUGGCUACUGCGUCCGUAGCGUGCGGUAAUGUAAAACCUACCCAAAUCGUAAGACGUUCGAGCAGUACCAAGCGUAAAUUAUCGCCCAGUAAAUCGGAUUUCACAAAUUAUGUAGCUGCCGAUAAUAAAGCCCUAAUGCCAGGUAUCAAUCUAAUCGAGUUAAAAGCUAAAGGCAAUCGUGUUGGUCAAUGGCAAUUUAAACAGCUUUGCUUACGCAUGUCUCAACUGGAAUUUCUCUCCGAGCAUUUACCCAGUAAGACGUCAAUAUUUGAAAUUACUACUAAACCGGCGUCGGCUGUGUUGCAUUUUAAAACUCUUAUCGCUGGCGUAGAACAACCCAUCCGUUUGCAUGUGUCAGGUGGCAGCUUUAUAUUUUCAAAUGAAGCAAAGAUCACUUUAAAAUGUUCCAAAAAUUUACGUAUACGCCUUCAAAAACCGAGUAAAGAAGAAGAGGGUGAUGUGAAUAAAGAAAAUCCCAAUGAAGAUGCAACAUUUGAGAGCGUCUUGCAGGUGCCAUUACAGAAUUUUAAAUCGUUCGAAGAACGUGAUAUUCCUUUAGAAGUUUUAACUGACAUGCCGGGUCGCAAAGUGGCUAAACACUUGGAGCAUCACAUUGUACUGAGUUGCCCAUGGUCACGAAGUGAAUUGCAAAUACCGAUAUUAUUCCAGCCGGCUAUAGAAGCCUCUUGCCAUUUGCAUACGUGCGGAACGCAAAAGUUUCUACAAGUCAUCGUUAAAGGACUGGAAUCGCAUCUUUACUUGACCGAAGCUCGUGUGCGUUGUGAUGUGCCUGGAGUUAGCUUGGUCGAUUUAAAUCCUCCAACGCUGCAGCGUAUUGAAAUUUAUAAAUCUUUAACCGUUUUCUAUUUAUACGAAAUCCAAGUGGAGCCCUUGAAGGCGGAAAAUGAAUUGCCGGUUAUUAAAGUACAUUUCGUUACGAAGUAUUCCAGUGUCGAAAAGCCAUACUUGUUGCGGAAUUUCGGUUGCGCGUUCGACCUGGUUGAUUACAUUACGUUAUUUAAGAUACACGCCCAACUAGAACCAAAUGAACUGUGUCGGCUUCGUUCCGUGUGUAAUUUGAAUUUGAAAAUAACGAAAGUUCAUGAAAAUCCCUAUGUUGACUUAAUGUACGAAGUGCUAACUGAUCAAAAUCUAUGGGCCGUGUGCGGACGUUCAAUAGGAGUCAUUUCCAUGAAAGAUGUGGACAGUCAUUCAAUUUCCUUAGAUGUUAUGCCCUUAAGUACAGGUUUCUUGCCGAUGCCUAGUAUUCGUUUAUCUAAAUAUACAGCGGGUGGUAAAAAUAAAACCGAUGCUCAUUCCAAAGCGCAUCCCUUUCCUCCCGGCCAACUUUACAACUCUACGAAAAGUAUGCAAAUACAUGUCAUAGGCGAACAAUAAUUUAAUUCUCAAUGUAAUUAUUUUUAAUUUGGAAGUGGAAUCUUUACCUUUUUAGACUUAAUAUAAACCGAUUGUGUACAAUCAAUAGCUGUUGCUUAUAUCGAUUACCAAAUAAUUGAUACAAAAACGAAACACUAAGUUGUUAAAAUUCUCUUGCUACGCUUGGAAGUAAAAGGCAUUCAAAAUUGCAGAUUUAAUAUACUGACCAUCGCAUGGCCAUCUUGUUGCGAAAUCUCCGAUCUGGAUCGAAAUAGUUUUUCUGGUCGUACAUGUCCAACAGAUGCAAUGCGUUACUUUACCGAAAUGGUGAAUACAUUUGUACACGAAAUUUAAUUAUAUUGCGAACUUAUGGCUCUGGUCUGUCUUCAAGGUCUUCGCUUAAAGAAAAACUAGUAUUCCGAAUUUAGAUGAAAAAAGACAAUAUCGUAAACAAAAUUGCUUGUCUUAACUCAGUAGUGAUAUUUGGAUGUCUUCAAAACACUUCUUCACUGACACUGACGAAAGUAAGAAACCAAACGAAUUCAUUAAGCGUUAAGCUCUAAGAAAAAAUGCCGAACAUUUAAAAGGGUUUUGCAAGUUUAAUAAAAUCUAGUGAUGUCGUUUUUGCUUUCCAUAUUCAUCCAGUUCCGAUUACGACACUUGACCGUUGUCUUCUUCCGUAACAUAUAUGUUUUUUUUUCAGUUACUUUUGGAUAAAAAAAAAAAAAACGGUUCGAGAAGACAGUUAAGCUAUUGAUCUGAUAAAGAUUGUAAACAGCUUAUAGUGCUAACAUUAGUCGAAAAGUUGUAGGCUUAAUAGCUUAAUUGUUGAAAUGUAGCAAUGUGAAUUAAAAUGUAGAAAAAUAAUCGACAUAUGACCGAAACGACAUUGUGUGCCGAACAAAUCGCAUUUAAAACAUUUUAUGUGCUUGCGCUCAUUUAUAUAUAUGUUUGAAUUGCAUAUAGAUGAUAUCUAAGCAGCAUUUCCACUAUUUCUUCUUC